AUGAACUCGCCAUUCGUCUGCCUCAGUUGUCGGCACAUCACGUUGGCAGCAAGAGCACGCCAUGCAUCGCUCACAGCAUUCCGAAGGUCCUACACACGGCCAUCCUUUGCGCCGAAGCCGAUCCUCGAUCUAAAGCACAUCCGCCAUGCUCCUGGACUUUACGAGCAAAACUGCCAUGAUCGGAACCAUGCGCCGCAAGCUCGCAACAGCUGGCGCAUCCUGGAGCUGCAUGAGAAGCUAGUCGCACAGCAGCGAGAAGUGGUACAGCUGCGGCAGCGUAGUAAUGCCAUUGGCAAGGAAGUCGGCCGCAGCGCAGACAUGGAGGGUGACAGCGACAAGGCGGCCAAGACUGCGCUGCUGGACGAAGCUCGUGGCUUGAAGCAGCAGCUUUCCGGCCUCGAUGCACAAGAGAAGGAGAUGCAGCAGGAAAUGGAGCGGUUGGCGCUUGAAAUGCCCAAUCUAAGCUCUCUGAACACACCUGUGGGAGAUGAGCCGCAGAUCUUGGAUCUGAUCGACGAGCGUCCUCUGAAUCGCUCUGCGAAGAGCCAUGUGGAUAUCGGCAAGCAGCUGGACAUUCUCGACUUUGAGGCCAGCGCAACGACUAGCGGGUGGGGAUGGUAUUUCCUCAAGAACGAGGGCGCUCUGCUCGAACAGGCCUUGAUACAGUAUGCGCUGUCGGUCGCCAUGAAACGAGGCUGGCGGGUGAUGACUCCUCCCUCGUUGGUCUAUUCGCACAUUGCAAGUGCAUGUGGCUUCAUGCCGAGAGAUCAGAACGGCGAGACGCAGAUCUAUGGCAUUGCUCAGCACGAAAAUGAGCAUGCAUCUGAUCGACCCAGUCUGGUCUUGACAGGGACGGCUGAGAUUCCCUUUGCGGGCACCCAAGCCAACCGUACUCUGAACAGCCACGAACUGCCAUUGAAGGUGAUAGGGCCGUCGAGGUGCUAUCGUGCGGAAGCCGGAGCUCGAGGAGUUGACACCAAAGGCCUAUACCGCGUUCACGAAUUUACAAAAGUAGAAAUGUUCGCUUGGACCCUACCAAAUACCGAUUCUGAAGGAGAUCGCUUCGGUGAUGACGAGUCGCACAGCUCUCAGGCCGACCAAGUCUUCGAAGAAAUGGUUGACAUCCAGAGAGAGAUCCUCACCUCACUCGGACUCCAUGCCAAAAUCUUGGAGAUGCCGACCGCUGACCUCGGCGCGAGUGCGACCCGCAAGAUCGAUAUCGAAGCCUUCUUCCCAUCCCGCGAGGCAAUCAACUCCGGCUACGGCGAAGUGACAUCCGCCUCCAUCUGCACAGACUAUCAGGCUCGCCGGCUGGGCACCCGUCUCAAGAAUUCUAGCGGCAAGCUCGUGUGGCCGUACACCGUCAACGGAACCGCCAUGGCCAUACCUCGAGUGCUAGCCUGCAUCAUCGAGAAUCACUGGGAUGACGUCGCGGGCGUGGUGCAGAUACCGGAAGUUCUCAGGCAAUACGUGCCGGGCAACAUCGCUACCAUUCAGUCGCCCAACAAGUCAAGGGACUGUACGACCAUUGUGCCAUGGGUCUUUGGGAUGCUGCAUCGCCAUCAUGUGUACACCAAACCAGAACCGCUUCAUCAACGGUACCUGCUGUCCGGUCCAUGCACCACCAUCCAGGAUGCGCGCGCCUCAUUGUAG
Messenger RNA from Ramularia collo-cygni, 1653 nucleotides. RefSeq names its product related to mitochondrial serine--tRNA ligase. Bases 1 to 1653 code for a protein of 550 amino acids. Gene Ontology annotation, biological process: mitochondrial seryl-tRNA aminoacylation. The record is from RefSeq and is a predicted model, not a curated record. Gene Ontology annotation, cellular component: mitochondrion. Gene Ontology annotation, molecular function: tRNA binding; ATP binding; serine-tRNA ligase activity. Lineage: Eukaryota; Fungi; Ascomycota; Dothideomycetes; Mycosphaerellales; Mycosphaerellaceae. The transcript has 2 exons.